AUGCUACAAGCCGAGCCUUGCCGCUGUCAACAAGAUGGCGGCGGGAACAAGGCUGCGUCCCUUUCCGAUGCUGGUGCAGGGAGACUGGGGGAGCCCCGAUCCCCCCAAAACUUUGAGAAACAAAAUUCUUCGCUACUUCCAGAGCCGGAAAAAAUCGGGAGGUGGAGAAUGCGAGAUUCAGCAGCAAGCGGGACAGAUCUUGGUUUGCUUUGUCCAGGAAGAAGUGAGGCAAAGAGUUCUCUCCCAGAAGAUGCAUGAACUCGAUUUGGCAGGAAGAGGAAUACUAAAGCUGGAAGUCUCACUGUAUGAAACAACAGGCCCAGCUAAAGAUAAUAUACCUAAGAAGGAAAUAAUUCCGGAGAAGGCUCUGAGGGAAGAUCAAGCAACAGAGAUGGAAGUGCCACAAGAUUGCCAAACAGAUCAUAUUAUCCUAGGAAACGGGUCAGCUGGGAACGAUCCAUGUGCUGAGAAGGAUAUUCUUGACUAUUCUCAAAGAUUUUCUCAAGUAGUUCUUGAAAAUAUUGAAGAAAGUAUCCAACUGGAAACAUUAACGCUACUGGUAGAUAAUAUCAAUGCGCUUUCAGGAGAUAAUACCUUCCAUAUUGAACUGAUAAGUGAGAUGAAGGCUGCAGUAGUAACCUUUCAGCAAAGCAAUGCAGCUGCAAAUUUUCUCAAGCAGUGUACCAAGAACCUUAGAUUCCAGCAGUACAAACUUACAGCCAGGCCUCUUGAAUUGACUCACAUAGUCAAAGUUGAAAACAUCCCAGCUGGAACAUCCAGGGAAUUCAUAACUCUCUACUUCGAAAGUCCAAAACGUGGAGGGGGGCAGGUGUCUGAUAUUCAGAUGUUACCCACGGAAGAUUCAGCUCUUGUUAAAUUUGGUGACUCUCAAGCUGUCCUGACAAUAUUGAAAGAGCAGCAUUCAUUUAAUGGCCAACCGAUCCUGGUUUAUCCAUUCUACAGUUCUUUGGAUACAGUUUUGUAUGGAAAGGAGAGGCCACAAAUCAAGAUGCCAGAGUCUAUCACUGUCCCUUUAGAUCCUUAUAUAUGGCAGUUUCUACAAGGAAAGAGUGAAUUAAUCCGAGAAAUAGAGAAAGAAAUGGCCAAUUGUUUCUGUGAACUGAUGUGGCCCCAGGUAACUUGUGUGCAUCCGGAGGUUGUAAUGUCUCCUUCAGCUAUCUUAGCUAAGCAAAGAAGGUCCAUAAAAGAAUUGGUUAAGUCUUGGAAAGAUAAAGUUUCUGAGGAACUUGCAUGCAUCCUGUCAAAGUUCAGGACAGUUAAAUGCAAAAUCAUUCCAGAAGCAUGGGAGACCAUAGAAAACAAUUCGUUAAAAAAUGUGUUGGCUGUGCCGGAUGACUCCAAACUUUGUGUUACUCUAGCUGGUUUUGCAUUCACUGUGGAUAGUGUGGAGAAAGAGUUGAAGGAAUAUAUAGAGCAUUUGAUCAAGGAUUCUGAAAUAGCCAGGCAAACAUUACAACAUACAUUAUCAAUUUCCCCAGUAAAGUAUACAGUUUUGAAGCAUAUCUUGCUAGAAGAGAAUAUCUGUGAAGAAAAUACUAAAAUGUGUUAUAAUGCUUCAGCAAAGCAAUUGCAGCUGAAUGGAAUACCUGCAGAAGUUUACAAAAUGAAGUGUGACUUACUGGAGAAGAUGCACAGCAUAGUGGAGAAAAAUGUCAAUAUUCACUCUUCCAUAUUUCAGUUCCUACAAAAUGCAGACCCUGAAAAGGUGUCAGGGAGCCUAUUUAGGGCAAAUAAAAUUAAUGCAGCCUAUGAACUUACACAUGAUUCUAUAACAUUGGUAGGACAUUCUCCUGAAGGCCUCUUAAGAGCAGAGGAACAAAUAAAGGAAGAUUUGAAUCAUGAAUGCAUUAUAUUGAAGGACCAGGAGCUCAUCUACAGAAAGAAAUGGAAGAACUUCAUUAAGCAUCUGCGUGGGCUACACAAUUCUGUUGGAGAAAUUGUAAUAAUUGAGGCCUGCAUUGAUUUGGGAGAGGAUGCUAAAGUUGUUGUGGCUGGUUAUACAAAACCAGUAGCAGAUGUUUACAAGCAGCUUUCUGAUUUUGUUGAAAGACAUAGCCACAUACUAAAAGUAAUUCCGGCCAAGACAGUGACUAUUGUACAAUUUAUAGAGAAGGAAAAGCAGAAGGUUUGGUGUGAUUUGAAGAAGAAAGGCCUCACCAUUAAUUUUGGGCUCCAGACAAAACAGAGAAACAUUGUAUUAAGUGGACCCAAAAUAGAAGUGGCAAAGGCCGCAGUGGUGGUGGAGCAAAUGCUGUCUUCACUGUAUUCCAUGAACGUAGUGAUUGAUAAACCUGGAGUGAAAGCCUUUUUCAAAAAUCAAGAACAUUUCUAUGUUAACCAAGCAAAAACAAAUUUCAGGUGUCUGAUCAGUUUGCAAACAGAUGGUGAGAAAAACGGAGACUCUGCUGAAAAUGUAGAACACCUUCAGACCCAGGUAAAUUUAAAAGAUGGUAUUGUGAUACAGGUCUCUAUGGGAGAUCUGACCAGUUACCAAGCUGAUGUUGUGGUCAGUGCAUCAAAUGAAAUGCUGAAGCACUGUGGUGGCCUCGCAAAUGCUCUGCUAAAAGCGGCCGGCCCACAGUUACAAGAUGAAUGCGAUGAUAUCAUACAGAAACAUGGACAUCUAAAGCCUGGUAGUGCAAUAAUCACAGGAGCUUGGAACCUUCCAUGUAAACAGGUGAUUCAUGCUGUUGGGCCAAAGUGGAAUAGUGCUGACAAAGAAAAAUGUAUACAAGUAUUGAAGAAAGUUGUAAGGGAAAGUUUAAAACUGGCAGAAACAUUCAACCAUUGCUCCAUAGCUAUCCCUGCCAUAAGCUCUGGGAUUUUUGGGUUCCCAAUAAAAGAGUGCACUCAUUCCAUUUUAACAGCCAUUAAGGAAACCUUAGAAGAGUCUUCUGAGAAUGGUAGCCUGAAACAGAUUUGCCUGGUAGAUACGACCCAAGAAACAGUUCAGGCUUUUUCUGAUGCUUUGAAUGAAGUGUUUAAAAGUGGAUCAUCCCAACCCGCAUCACUGUCUUCUCCAUCAAUCAGUCAGCCUUUGGAAAGCGAAGAUCUUGUAGUGACUUCUGAUAAAGUUCUGAAACUCAUUCUAGAAGAAAAAGGCAUUGAAGAUGCUACGACGGAUGUUGUCGUAAGCAGUGUUGGUAAAGAUCUAAAGCUUGGCGUAGGCCCACUUUCAACAGCUGUGCUACAGAAGGCUGGAGACAAGCUUCAAGAUGAGUACCAUCAAGUGGUCCAAGGUCAGGGAGCCCUAGGUGACUGUAUAAUUCAAACACAUGGGCAUAACCUUGCCUGUGCUUUUUUGUUCCACGCUAUAGUUCCACAGUGGGAUGCAGGAAAAGGGAACGCAACAAAGGAACUUAAAAAUAUUGUGCGGAAAUGCCUGGAGAGGACUGAAAUGUUGUCGUUAAAGUCUAUCUCAUUCCCAGCCAUUGGGACUGGUGGUUUUAAUUUUCCAAAUUCUGAGGUGGCUAAAUAUAUGUGUGAGGAAGUGCUUCAGUUCAGUAGCAGGAAGAAUUUCAAGUCCCUUCAGAAAGUUCAUUUUCUCCUACAUCCAAAAGAUAAAGAUAAUAUAAAGACAUUUACAGAGGUUUUUCGAUCUGAGAUUGGUGGGAUUCUGAAGGCUGUGCCACAGAACAAUGAAGAAAUGGCAGGUUUCUUCGGAUCCCUUUCUACCUCAGUUUUAGGAAUUAAUGAAAUGCUUAUUGGAUCCAUCACAUUCCAGUCAGUGACAGGAGACAUUACAAAGGAAGAUACGGAUGUCAUUGUAAAUGUAACCAAUGCAAACUUUAAUGCCAAAUCAGGUGUCUCCAAAGCAAUUUUGCAAGGUGCUGGACCUGAAGUUGAAGCAGAGUGCUCAGUACUUGCCUCUCAGCCUCACAAUGGAUUCAUAACUACACAAAAUGGCAAUCUAAUCUGUAAAAGAAUUAUCCACCUGGCUCCUGACUCCAGCAUCAAAACUCAGGUCUCCAAAGUGCUUCAGGAGUGCGAAGCAAAAAAGUAUGCCUCUGUUGCCUUCCCUGUAAUUGGAACAGGUCAGGCAGGAAGGAGUCCUGAUGAAGCAGCUGCUGAUAUGAUCAGUGCAAUUGCUGACUUUGCAGGAAAAGAUUUGCCCCAGUACUUGAAAAUCAUUAAGGUGGUUGUUUUUCAGCCACAUAUGCAAAAGGCCUUUUAUACCACUUUGAAAAAUAAAGAAGGACUUGCAUUGCCCACCUCAGAAUCUAUGGUUUCUAAGUUUAAAGCAUUUCUAACUGGUAGGAAGUCACCUGCUAAAAAGAAACGUAUUAUAGUGUUGGAGAAGAAGAUUGAGAUGGCAUCGUUUGAGAUCUGUGGUGAAAACAGGGAAAAUGUGGAAGAUGCUGUAGCCUGGCUAAAGAAAUUGAUUUUCCAGGAACAGACAGAAAAUCUCAUUGUUGAUGACUUGAUAGACAUGUUUGAUGAUGCUGAGAUAAAGAAACUGAAUGAUCUUCAGAAAAGAUUGCACAUUGCCAUUCAGCUGGACAAGAUGCAGUCUCCUCCUUUCAUUUUGGUAUCUGGUGUCCCCCGGGAUGUCCUCACUGCCUUCACAGAAAUUCAGAACCUAUUAAAAUACCUUAAAGCUGACCAGGAAAAGAAAUCCAAGGCAGAACUUGCUAAAGUUUUAGUUGAGUGGCAGUAUUGUACAAAUGGGGAUGCCUUUGUAGCUUUUGAUAUGCUAAGUAACCUAGAUUUAGAAGAUGCUAAAAUCAGCAAAAAGAAACAAGUUCAAGUCCAAAUUCAAGGAGAGAAUUACACAGCAGACCUGAACAAGAUGUGUGUUGUGGAUAGCCAAGGAAAAAGUAUAAAAAUUAACCGUGUUGGAAAGAAUGAAGACAAACUAUUAGAACACCUUCCUAAACACUGGGAAGAUAUGAAAGGAAGUCAUGUCAAAUUGGUUCCGCUACAGCCUACAACAGGAGAAUAUAAGGAAAUUGAAAAAAAAUUCAGGAUUGGCUGCCCUUCACACACAAUUGAAAAGAUUGAAAGGGUACAGAAUCCUUACCUCUGGCAAGCCUACCAAGUCAGGAAACAGCAAAUAGAUAAAAAAAAUGGCCAUGGAAACAAUGAGAAGAUCCUUUUCCAUGGGACUCCCAGUUCCACACUGAUUCCAAUUUACCAGACUGGCUUUAACCGCAGUUAUGCUGGAAAGAACGCUGUGAUAAUUGGUAAUGGGACCUACUUUGCCACCUCUUCAAACUAUUCUGCGGAUGAUAGAUACUCCACACCAGACAGUCAUGGCAGAAAAUAUAUGUACAUUGCCCGUGUUCUGACUGGAGAUUAUUGUACAGGAAAAGCAGGACAAAUUACACCACCAUCCAAAAAUAAAGACGGAUUUGACUUAUACGACAGCGUAACCAACAACAUGACUCAACCAUCGAUGUUUGUUAUCUUUCACGAUGCUCAGGCUUACCCAGAACAUCUAAUUACUUUUAGAAGGUAAGUUAACAGGCAAAAGAUGAUUUACUUGCCUCUCACACUAAAAGCAAGUAAUCUGAAUGAACCUUUUUAGAAUAUUUGUCACUUGAAUCUUGAUUCGCUAGCUGGCUCCUCCCAGAAUGGCAAAGGCUAAAAUAAUAGUAAGAUCCAGUAGAGAUCAGCAAACAAUGUUGAAUUCAAACUAGAGAGGGUAGAACAUGAAGGUUUUCUGGAUAGAGAAUCUACUUGAAGGAAAUGGUAGAACCCUGAGCAUUGCAGUCUUGUAAAGGCAUUGAGGAUAUAUAUGAUUGGAAAUGUUCUAUAAAGUCUCCUUGCUGUAACUUUCACUGAUCACAUGUUCAAAGGGUCCCUUUCAGUUUCAGUGAAAAUCAUUAUGCAUGGCAGAUGAAGGAAAACAGGUGCUUUUUUCCAGAUCAGAGAUUUCUCUAAUCUUUUCUGGUGGCUUUGCCAAUUCUUCUGAAGGUGUUGAGGAAAUUCUGAACUUCACCAUCAGGUCACUUGUCCUCCACCGAUUUAUCUGUAUUUUCCAGGAGCAUUCAGCACCUAUUUCUGCAUUUUCAUCUGGUGCUUAGCAAGUUAUGAGCAAGCAUGUGUUUUCUAUUUCUGGAAAAAUGGUUAGCAACAACAUGCAUGAAUUAAAUAUGCCUAUUAUUGACAGUUUGCAGGUAGUGAGAAACCAAAGCUCAGCUGUAAAGCUGGGAUAGCUUGUACUAGUUUCCAUUUCUGCCUUAAUCUGGACUGCUUCUAUGCUUAUGGUAUUCUGCUAUGCAUAAGAGAACUAAUGAGAAAUUUUAACCAUCAAACGACUGUUAAAACAAAAGCCAGUUGCACUUUACGGCAUUGUGUCAGAGACUGAAAAACAGUAGGUCCACCCUACAGCCAUGAAUUGGUCACUUCAGCUUUAGAAAGGACUUGGAGCUCACAAAGAAGCCAUAGAUCAUAGUUGUUUUCAAGUACUGCUCUUACUACUGCAUGGGAAAGAACUGCAUCCAGCUGAUGAACUUCAUGAGGAGCCAGAAAGUAGACAGAAAGCCAGAAAGGGUAGUCCAUCGACUCAAGAGAGGAGCAGUGCGCUCUGGUUGGUUCUCCCCACUGCCAUUUAGAAAUAUAACUCUCAAGUGAUACGUCAGCUCUCAUCCUGCCAAAUGAUGCCACUAGUUUAUUAACUAGCAUUAUCUUGGCCCAAGUACUGAAGUGCCUGCAUUUAAAAUUUUUCCAAGAAUUACCUGUGUCAUUUACUCCAAUAAACUUUGAAAAACGUGUA
Molecule: messenger RNA, 6739 nt
Organism: Candoia aspera
Lineage: Eukaryota; Metazoa; Chordata; Lepidosauria; Squamata; Candoiidae
Product: protein mono-ADP-ribosyltransferase PARP14-like
Exons: 17
Coding region: 35-5479 (1814 amino acids)
Biological process (GO): negative regulation of gene expression; protein poly-ADP-ribosylation
Cellular component (GO): nucleus; cytoplasm
Molecular function (GO): transcription corepressor activity; NAD+ poly-ADP-ribosyltransferase activity; NAD+-protein mono-ADP-ribosyltransferase activity
Source: RefSeq, a predicted model, not a curated record